This is a messenger RNA of Camellia sinensis, 1615 nucleotides long. The record is from RefSeq and is a predicted model, not a curated record. NCBI's taxonomy places the organism in Eukaryota, Viridiplantae, Streptophyta, Magnoliopsida, Ericales, Theaceae.
UUUUUUUUAACAUUUAACGACGUUUUUUAAAACGUCGCAUAUUUGUUCAACAAAACGACAUCGUUUAAUAAUAGGAGGCGUUUGAAACGCCUCCGAAUGUGUUGUGCCUCACGCGCUUGCGCUUGGCCUCCUCUUUUCAAAGCCUAAUUUUGAAUCUCAGACUAAGACCCAACUUUUCGAGCUCUCUCUCUCUCUAAAUCUCAGAACGAUUUCGAAGCUCCACCACUGUCUCUCUUUCUCUCUCUAAAUCUCUCUCUCAACUCUCUCUAAACCCUUAUCAGAGCCAUUCAGAGAUUCAUCUCAGUGAUUUCAUCACAAAGAUUCAGAGCGAUUUCAUCUCAGUGAUUUCAUCGCAGAGAUUCAGAGAUUCAGAUCGGUCUCCACCAUCUGCACCAUCGUCUACAUCAUCAUCUACACCAUCGUCUCCUAAGUUAGCCCCAAUCCAAGAUUGAUCCAUAUGAGGUUAGGGCCCGUGCUAAACAGGUUGUGCAAGAUCAGCGCCGUCUGAAGGUUGCAGCAUCCAUGAAGAAGGGUGUGGAUUCUCAGAUCCCAAACUAUCCAAAUCUUCCCUCAAAGCUGCUAUGCCUCCUUCACAAUGUCACGUUGCAUGCGGAUCUAGAAAUGGACGAAGUAUAUGCUCAGAUGACGCUUCAACCUGUUCCCUCUCCACUCGUUUCCGGGACACAUCUGUUGUUGUGGUUACACUGGAUUCUAGUGAAGUAUAUAUUAUUGUCAGCCUGUCUUCUAGGAGCGACACUCAGGUGAUUUAUGUUGACCCAACAACUGGAGCACUUUGCUAUAAUGAGAAACUGGGUUAUGAUGUUUUCAGCUCUCAAAAUGAAGCUUUAGAUUACGUUACAAAUGGAUCAAAGAGUCUUUGCAGGAGUAUAAUUUAUGCCAGGGCAAUAUUGGGUUAUGCAGCCCUGGGGAGUUUUGGGUUGCUUCUUGUUGCAACGAGGUUGACGUCCAGCAUUCCAAAUUUGCCUGGUGGAGGGUGUGUAUAUACAGUGAUUGAGAGCCAAUGGGUCAAAAUUUCACUUCAAAAUCCUCAACCCCAGGGCAAAGGAGAAAUAAAGAAUGUUCAAGAUUGGCGCAGCUUGAUAUUGAUGGCAAGCAUUACUUUUGUGAAACAAGGGACAUAACUCGGCCUUUUCGAGCCGGAUGCCUUUGCACCAGCCUGAUCAUGAAUUUGUUUGGAAUGGAUGGUUUUCAAUGCCUUUCAAAAAUAUUGGUCUGCCACAGCAUUGUGUCAUUCUUCUACUUCCAGGUUGCAGAAAUCCUUAAGGAUCGGCCUUCGUGGUAUUGCGAUUGCCGAGCUGUGGAUGUUCUAAAUGUGCUGUUCUAAAAAAAAUGUAGAGUGCUCGUUCUAUAAUUAAUUUGCCCAUUAAUAGAUUGUUAAAUUAAGCAUCCCAAGAUAACAAAUGCUUUCCACUUUGUUCUGGAGAGCAAUUGUUAUGAAAUUUCACAUAUUAGCAAGUGAAGUAAAUUAAGAUAAUUGUUGUAUAUAGGUCUAUUAACGCAAGUCUUGCCCAAUCCUUUUCUACUAGUUCGCUGUAUUCAUGUUCUCAUUUCGAGCUUAACAUUUCUUUAUCUGAUCUUGCUGUACACUUUUCCU